Messenger RNA from Pseudopipra pipra, 7435 nucleotides. RefSeq names its product potassium two pore domain channel subfamily K member 12 (gene KCNK12). NCBI's taxonomy places the organism in Eukaryota, Metazoa, Chordata, Aves, Passeriformes, Pipridae. The transcript has 2 exons. Gene Ontology annotation, cellular component: plasma membrane. Gene Ontology annotation, biological process: potassium ion transmembrane transport; stabilization of membrane potential. The record is from RefSeq and is a predicted model, not a curated record. Gene Ontology annotation, molecular function: outward rectifier potassium channel activity; potassium ion leak channel activity. The coding region runs from base 31 to 1278 and encodes 415 amino acids.
GCCCGCCGCGCCCGCCGCGCCGCGCACCGGAUGAUGCCCCCGCGGGGGGCGGCGGGCUCCUGCCGCCGGCGGCGCCUGGCGCCCCUCAACGAGGACAACGGGCGGUUCCUGCUGCUGGCCGCCCUCAUCGCGGCGUACCUGAGCGCCGGCGCCACCGUCUUCUCGGCCCUCGAGAGCCCGUCGGAGGCGGCCGCGCAGCUCCGCUGGAACCGGACCCUGCACAACUUCAGCCGCAUCUUCAACAUCAGCCUGCCGGAGCUGCGCGCCUUCCUGCGGAGCUACGAGGCGGCUAUGGCCGCGGGCAUCCGCGUCGACGCUCUGCGGCCCCGCUGGGACUUCCCCGGCGCCUUCUACUUCGUGGGCACCGUCGUCUCCACCAUAGGUUUUGGAAUGACCACACCCGCAACUGUGGCUGGAAAGGUAUUCCUCAUCGUUUAUGGCCUUUUUGGGUGUGCUGGGACUAUCCUUUUCUUCAACCUCUUCUUGGAGCGCAUUAUCUCCCUCCUGGCAUUUAUCAUGAAGGCGUGCCACGAGAGACAGCUGCGAAGAAGUGGUCUCCUACCUCCCAACUUCCGAAGGGGGCCAGCUAUGUCUGGGGUGGGCAGCCUCGUGGGCUGGAAGCCAUCCGUUUACCAUGUGUUGCUGAUUCUGGGAAUAUUUGCUAUUACCCUUUCCUGCUGCGCCUCCGCGAUGUACACGGCGGUGGAAGGAUGGAACUACGUUGAUUCCUUGUACUAUUGCUUUGUCACAUUCAGCACCAUCGGCUUUGGAGAUUUGGUAAGCAGCCAGAACGCUGCAUACCAAAAUCAGGGAUUAUACAGAUUCGGAAACUUUGUAUUUAUAUUUAUGGGGGUAUGUUGCAUAUACUCUCUUUUUAAUGUCAUUUCAAUUGUAAUCAAGCAAGUUUUGAACUGGGUGUUGAAAAAAUUCGAAUGCAGAUGUUGCCCAAAGUGCCAUAAAUCAAGUACCCGCCUCAGCCGUCGCAACGCCAUCACCCCCGGAGCCCGCCUGCGUCGACAGAACAUCUCAGUGGACACUGAUGGACAGUACGACAGUGACACCGAGGGGAGGAGGCUCUCUGGAGAGAUGAUCUCCAUGAGGGAGCUCACGGCAUCCAAUAAAGUCUCCCUGGCCAUUUUGCAGAAGCAGUUGUCCGAGACGGCCAACGGCUACCCGAGGAAUGUUUGUAUCAAUACGAGACAAAACGGUUUCUCUGCAGGGGUGGGUGCUCUAGCCAUCAUGAACAACCGCUUGGCAGAAACGAGUGAUUCUAGGUAGAGUUUUUGAAAUUCCUUUUGUUUCUCUAAUAAAAAUGAAGUGGUGACUAGGCUGGAAUUAUCAUUGUAAGCUACUGGAAAGUUUUAAAUUCAGACACAGCCUUGGUAUUCAUUGGGCGUUCAGCAUUUUAGUCUCUGGGGGUUUUAUAAGUUUUCUCUAAUAUGCAUUGAGAUAUUUAUCAUUAUGUUACAAUUUUCCCCUGAGGGUCUUUUGGAAGAGACUUGGAUGUCUUUGAUGCAGAAUCUGAUGCAGUUACAGAAGGAUGGUGUGCAUGGUUAGGAUGGUGUCAAUACCAGCCCCUGUUCUUCAGAACAGAGCCUAAACCCAAACUCUGUGUUAAAAUGCGUUGUGGGCAAGUUUGGCUCCAUAUUCAAACAUGGGGUUGGUAAGGUUUGAUUAAACCGGUAUCUCACAGUUUGUUGAAGUCUGGAUCUGGCCCUGAGCUCUGUGCUUGAUGCUCUUCAGCAAUUCCUCACAGCAGGUCUGUAUGUAACACACAUGUAGGUGAUGGCUGCCACACCACCUUUAGUGUGAUUGUGCUUCCCUUCAAUAACCCUACUGACUUCAACAGCAGAGGAUUGAAUGGGCUGGAUUCCCCUCAUACAAAUUAUGGGUUUUAGCCAGUCAUGUCUGAAAGACUGCCUGCCACCUAACUCAUAAAAGUCAGGGGGUUAUCAAGGACCAUAUCAAAGUGUGCAAAACUAUUCCUGCCUACUGAAUAACUGGAAACAGGCAAUUGUCAUCUUCAGUACUGACUUCAUGUAAUGCAAGAGAAGCCAGUAUGCACCUCUGGUAUCAAAUGUUUGCAUCACCACUGAAAUGCUUAUUUCAUUACUUUCACAUUAAAAUAAGUCACUAAAAUGAACACAGGCUCUCUGUUGUCCUAAAUUUGCAUCUUUUGCUUCUGCAGUAUUGUUGCAGAGAUUCAUGCAAAUGAGUUCCUUGCAGUUUUUUGAGGGCUCCAGCCCUGUACUUGUUUCCCACAAAUCUGACUGUGUAGGUUAUACAGAAGAGCACUACUUUGGAGUUCCCCCCGAAAGCUGGCUUCCCCUAGAAUGCUGAUGUGAAGUCAUAAAUUGGCCUUUGGCUGUUGCUACCAUCUUAAGCCAUAUUUAACCUGCACUAGCCCAAACCACUGAAAAACCAGAAGCAAACCUGGUCUGGAGUGUCUAGUUUAGCAUAACAAAUGGGUGCAGAGGAAUUGCUGCAAAUCUCUUUUGAAAUACAUGCACAGCUCUGGAUCAUUUCUCUAAAUUCUCUCUACUAUGCUGUGAAGUUAAUUAAAAGGCUGCUGCUGAUUCCAGGCAAGAAACAAAACUUGAGCUUAUAUUCUGAACCACAGUGAUCUGCUCUUGGAAACUUCUUUUGAAGUUGUAGGCAAGACCAUGAGUAACUAGGUUGGUCACUGAAUAAAUUGAAGAAGCUGAUGAAAACAAACUGGGAAUAUUAGAAAUGAUUGAAAAUAUUUCCAUGAAGUUUCAUAUAGAUAUUUUACUCUGUUGUUUACUUACUUUACUUUGCUUUGCCUGGGUCUGGGGUAGCCAUCAUUUUUGCUUUCCUUUAAAUUUGUAGUGGUGCAAAAUGUUUUGGAAUUUAACCUUGGAAAACUAACUUUUAAUUUGAGGUUUUGCACACUUGAGCCUGCCAGAUGAAGUAUGGCAAUGAUUGUAUCUUUUUCCUGACGAAAAGGAAUCAGAGGAGCAGAUACAGAUACAGAUCCAUCACACAUGGAUCUGUAUCAUACUAAACAUAGUCACAACUUUUGUCAAGAUGCAUUUGGCCAGAAACAGGCAGUGAUGAUUGUGUUCUCUUUCUACCUGACACAGACUCACACUUAAGAUUAUGUGGUAUAGUAGAGUCCGCAUUCAAGAGGCAGGAGCUUUCUUGAUGGUAGGGAGAGUCCCCAAGGUCCACGCGUCAGAGUGCCUUCCUGUCUGUGCACUCCUGCUCUUUGAAGAAGCAGGAAGAGUUCAAAGUGUUUGGUGAUCCUAACUUGAAGCCCACUGAAGGAUAAAUUUAAGUAGGCUGUGUAGGGGCAGGUCAUGGUCUGGAGAAGACUCAAAGACUGGCUGCAGAAGUUGAAAGACCCAUUUCAGGGAGGCACCUUCUAGAAAUGCCGGGGACAUCUUUGGAAACAGCAGAGGCAGGGAACCAAAAGAAUGAAAAUUUGUUAUUUUCCCUUGGGAUUACCCCUACAGGUAAAUAACUAUGAUGGUUUAUGUGUUCGUUAAUUAAAAGUGUGAAUGAGACCCUGCUCUCUUUCUGCAGCUAGACUCUCAGGUUUGUAUCUUGGUACAUUUGCCAUCAUGAGGACUAUUACUCAUUAGAAGGAGCCCCACUCUGUGAAGUGUUGUAUAAAUCAAGGCAGAUGGGCUCUGUCCCAAAGGACUAAGGAGUUUGAAUAGAUAGGACCCCAAGCCACAGGAGAGUUUGUUAUUUUGCUCAUAAAACCAUGUUCAAAUUCAUUAACAUUCUGUGAGCUGAAGAACUCUGUGGGGAAAAAUUUGCAAAUUAAGGUGGGGGGGUUUUCAGUAAGUUGUUUUUAAAGGAUAAAUAUAACCAUAAUUAGGGUCCUGUUUAAAUGUUUGUAAAUUGUUGUCAAACUACCUAUUCCUGCCUGGGAAAUACAGUGAUGUAAUAUGAAGUUGUACAUACCUCCUCUGUACUUUUUCUGCAUUUAGGCAAAGGCAGUCUGUUGUAACAUGAUUUAAAUGUUUCUGAGUCUGUCUGGUACCAUCGUUUACAUUGGUGCCUUUGCAGGACCCUUUGCAGCUCCUGUUGACCCCAGGGGAAGUUGGACCAGGUCCCACAGCUGGGCUUCUCAAGGGAUUUGAGCAUCUGAUUGCUGCUCUAUGCACCUAGGUCUAAUGUUUAUUUAUUCCCAAGAUCCUUGAUACACUCCAUUCUGCUUCUCCUUAGCCACAGAGGCAUAUAAAGUGCAUGCCCAGUUGUUUACCAGUGCCCCUAUUUCUUGCAGUGCACAUAUCCCUAGAAGCUGAUACAGCUCAACCACAGGGACCCCCAGUUUGUAUCUAAGCCCUGUAAAAAUCCCCAACCCCAUCCAGCUCAGCAAAGCCAGUUUAUGAGAGGGUCAGAGCAAAGUUACUGAGCUGGGUCUCACUGGGAAGCAUCUGACAAAGGGUGGCCUUACAGUUCCCUCAUAUUCAGUGGCCGAAGUAUUUUUCAAGGAUGCAUGAAAACCAAGCUCCAAGUCUCUACUCUUUAGCCUGCUAACACUACCUGGGCACCCAUCACCUUUGUGCAUGAGUACCUGAGCCAAGAGGACAUAGGAGAUUUGAGAUCAGUCAUUUGUAGUCCCUUGUGCUCUCCCUUAGCAUUUUCUUAAUGAAAAUUCCUCUUUAAACUUGCCAGACAUGGGCACCUAACUCCUCUUUGAUUGUGCAUGGUCCAGCUCGGGAUUCCCUGGGGCAACCUGCUCCUUUUGUGAAUUAACCCCUAAACAUGCACCAAUUGCACCAAGUGCAAUUCCUCCUGGUAUUUCGUUUUCACAGACAAAGCAGAUACCAGCAAUACCUGGACACAGGCUGAAGCACAAGAAAUCAGAAGGAAACUGAAGGAACACAGUGGGACAGUGAAAGCACACUGCACUAGAUUGCACUUUCUUUUCAGGUAAUUUGGGAGUUGUAUUACAUUCUUGAAAUGUUUCUUUUUUUCUAGGUUUUAUUUUUGGAUAGCCUUGAAAGAAUGCAAUUAACUUAGGAUUUAAAAGUUCAUCUUCCCUGAUACAACCCCCUCAGCCCCCCCUGCAGAACAGCAGCAGUGGCUCCUAGCUGGCACAGACCAAGACAUCUCAGUUGUACAGGCUGAGAAGUUGUACAGGCAGUGCAGACCUGAGCUCAGACCCCAUGGCCCAGGUUAGUCUUUUGCUGCCUGAGCCCAGGAAAGAGCAUUCAGGAGCAGCAGAAAGCUACAGGACUUGGGACUUCUCUGUGAGCCAGCCCUUAGUGAGACCAAUGAUGGCACAGGUGUGAGCUGGUCAGACAGAGGAGAUACCGAGUUCACCUGGCACAUGUGCUAAUACCUUGCAGAUGAAAAUUAAAAUUUAGGUGAAAAUUAGUGAGUGACAAUGACCAAGCAGCAUCUUUUCUUACCCCUUGAGCUCAGGGCAGAACAAUUACAAGGACUAGUUUCUUGUGAAACCUGUAGCAUGUGGCAAGUCACUACAUUCACUUCUUGGGGUUUGUCUUCCCUGUUUGUGUCUUGGACAAAGUUUGGAGUCACACUGAGAUGUCAUCUGUUUCUCUUUGGUUUCUUCCCAUCUGCAAAGCACAGUUCUCAUUUUGUGCAAAAAAUUUAGAUCGCUUUUUUUUUGCUUGCAAUAAGGAAGGACGUCCUUCAGACCAUAUAGAUGUUCAGAGAAGUAAUCUGAGUGACCUCAGCCGCACAUGGAAGUUUCUGAAGGACGAGGCUGCAGUUUGCCUGUCUCCCUGCAGAAGAAGCAUUGCACAAGUAACUCCCAUUACUGCUAGCAAGACAUAUAAAUGUUCUUUAGGCAGUGGUUGGGGCCAUGCAGCAGGAGGCACAACUGAAAAUGCAAGAUGGGUAUUUGUGCCUCUUUGCUAUGUACGUGCUAGUUGGCAGCCCAAUUAGGAGCUCUGAUUGCAACCAGAAUUACUGGUGGAAGACAGGAGAGAUGUAAGAAUCACACCAAAGCUCUCUGUGACCAUGGUGUCCCAGCACUACUUCAGCCCUUUUCUCUUCCCCAGCUUUCUGCGGGUGAAAAUUUGGGUAUAUUAUGACCAUUUACCCAUAUUUCAGUCAUGUCUUAGCUUGCUACUGAAAGACAGACUUAUAGCAGUAGUGGAGGUCAUAUAGCCAGGUGUGUAGGCACGGUAUAAACCUGAUUGCCUAUGUGGGAUGAAUUUAUAAUUAUAUGAAAAUUAGCUAGCAAUGAGACCGUUCUCACUUCUUAGUAUUUUUCCAGCCUUUAAAUUGAAAAAUAUUCAGUGACAAAUCAUUGCAACGAAUGUUCAGAGCUAAUCUAAACAAAACCGUAUUUUGCUGAUUGCUAGCAAAUCUAUGGGUAUGGCUUCUGCUCUAAUUGGAUUACUAAUGUGCCUUUCCAAACCAAUACACAUUUGCAAUGCUAUAUUUAAAUAAUACAGUAAAUGCUAUGUUACAUAAUAACUUCAAUUAGGGCAAAUUAAUACUUGACUCACACAAAAUAACUAAUGAACUGUGCAUUGCUCAUUGUACAACCGACAUGCAAUUUCUUUUUGUGUGUGUGAAUAUGUCCAUAUUUGAGCUCAAAUUCUGCUUUCAUGAAUGCUAGGGAAACAGAAACUACAUUGUAGAAAAUAAUGGACAAUUCCACUGAGAUUCCACAAAGGAUAUGCAUAUUAGUACAUACACAGUAAGUGGUUCAUUAUGCAUGAUAAAUAUGUUGUACAGCAACAGCACUGAGGAAGGACUACUUCAGUUUACACAGCCACAGUCUGUGGCUACCAAUAAAGACACAUGCCUUUUUUCUUUCUCUUUUUGUUUAUUAAAUAGGUAACAUCCACCCUGUAAUUAGAAUAAGACUUUAAAGCAUCAAAAAGAAAAUGCAAUUGCCCUAAAGUUUGCAUAGCCAAAAAGAGGUCUAAAGUCAGAUCCAGGUGUGUCUCAGACAGCUCCCAAGCCCAGACUCAGCAUGGGAUGCAGGUAGGUUUAAAAUUGUGUAACAUCAUCAUCCCAUGUGUUUUCAGGAUUGGGCUCUCCAGCAGGUGGUGCUUUAUCAAACAGUCUUAAGAAAUACAAAGGUGUUCCCAUAUUCCUUUUAUACUUUGCAAGAUGUAACAGUACUUUUUGAAGCCAGUGAGUCAAUGCAAAAGUAAUGCUUUUAUAACAUACAAUAAACAAUGAGAAAAAAUUACUGCUAUUUCUGACUCUGCAAAUCAAACAGCCAAGUUUUCUCAAUGGGUAUAAUUUCCUAUUCCAUGCAAGUAAAAUUAUGUCCAGAAAAUUUUUGCUUGUGGUAACAUCAAUAGACUGCACAGGCAGUGCAAAAAUUCAGUUCCAAUUUCAUUAUAAAACCUCAGUAUCUGAAAGCACAUAUGAAAAUGGUUUGCAGAUUGGUGGAGGUGGGGAGGGAUUGUGUGUGUAAACAUUGUUUAUUUACAAAAAUAAAAAGUACUAUUCUACUUAUACAAACACA